CAAGUUUAUUCGGUGCGCUCUCAUUUCAUUCAGUCCCGUUGCUGAGGUCACAGCAAACGUGGGACAUCACAAUGUCAAAGUCAGACCCCCCUCCGAGUUAUGAGGAGUCAAGACAGCAGCAGCAGCAGCAGCAUGGAAACUAUCCAUACCCUCCCUACGGAUUUUCAGUCCAGCCAGGGGUGUACACGGGCCCAGGACAGCCUGGCGUACACCCCCAAGCAGGGCUUUGGCAGGGUCCUGGAUACUGCCCUUCAGCCAUGCCAUCUAUGAUGCCGUCCUUUAUAGCACCAGGAAUAUUUUCCUCCAACCUAAGAGAUGCAGAGGGUAUUUCAUCAACUGGCGUAUGGGACAGCAUGAGUGUUCGGCAUGCCUUUAUUAGAAAGGUUUACCUUAUUUUAGCCGUUCAGCUGUUAAUCACUACUUCAAUCAUUGCAGUGUUUACGUUUGUUGAGCCUGUGCGUCUUUUUGUGGUCCAAAAUCCUGCCAUUUAUUGGGCAUCAUUCCCGGUGUAUCUUGUUACUUACCUUACGCUGGUUUGCUGUGAAGGGCCGAGGAGACGUCAUCCAUGGAAUUUAAUACUCCUGUUCGUUUUUACCCUUACAUUGUCUUACAUGACGGGAACAAUAUCAAGUUAUUUUGACACCAAAGCAGUGUUCCUUGCCCUGGGGAUCACAGCAAUAGUGUGUAUAAUCGUCACAGUCUUCUGUUUUCAGACCAAGGUUGACUUCACCUCGUGCACAGGUCUGCUGUGUGCUCUUUGUGUGGUUCUUCUGGUGACUGGCAUUAUCACAUCCAUUGUACUCUCCUUUCAGUAUGUGCCCUGGCUGCAUAUGCUGUAUGGUGCUUGUGGAGCAAUAGUCUUUACCUUGUUUUUGGCUUACCACACUCAGUUGCUCAUUGGAAACCGAGCGAACAGCAUCAGCCCUGAGGAAUAUGUCUUCGGAGCUCUUUCCCUCUAUGUUGAUAUCGUCCAGAUCUUUAUCUUCCUCCUGCAUAUCACGGGAAGCUCUUCAGAGUAAACAGACGCGUGUGUUCAAGCGUUUCUGUCUCAAGAGACUGAUUUUUCUUUGAGCUUAUCUUGACUUUUUCCAAUCACAUGCAUCUCAAAUAUUACCUUCAACACUACCGUUAUUAAAAUAAUUUAGUUGUGUUGCUUUAAAUAUUGUUCUACAGAGGCUACUCAUACUUUUACCAAAUUGAUUGUCACUUUAUACACAAGCACUUUAUUUUUGUAACGUUCCACAUAUUUGCAUUCUACUGUAAAAGCUUGAGCGUGAACUAAAACAGCUACACUGUGAUUUGAUAAAUGCAUUAUCAAUAUUUAGUCUAUAACCUGAAGGGAAAUAAACUGAAGAGAAACUGUUAA
Messenger RNA from Labeo rohita (rohu), 1366 nucleotides. Its product is annotated as protein lifeguard 3. Gene Ontology annotation, biological process: negative regulation of apoptotic signaling pathway. Lineage: Eukaryota; Metazoa; Chordata; Actinopteri; Cypriniformes; Cyprinidae. The record is from RefSeq and is a predicted model, not a curated record. Gene Ontology annotation, cellular component: endoplasmic reticulum; membrane; Golgi apparatus. The transcript is spliced from 12 exons. The coding region runs from base 72 to 1019 and encodes 315 amino acids.